Cajanus cajan (pigeon pea) is the source of this 2293-nucleotide messenger RNA. Its product is annotated as protein POLLEN DEFECTIVE IN GUIDANCE 1. The record is from RefSeq and is a predicted model, not a curated record. NCBI's taxonomy places the organism in Eukaryota, Viridiplantae, Streptophyta, Magnoliopsida, Fabales, Fabaceae. Gene Ontology annotation, cellular component: endoplasmic reticulum membrane.
UUUUAAUUUAUUUAAAAUAAAAAAUGACAUAAAGAUUCAUUGCUGGAUCUGGAUCAACACGUUCAACAUCUACACAAUACAAUAGUCACAAUCCCGGUUCGACCGGCUGAAACUUCCGGUCCAAUCUUCAUACCUACAUAUAUCACUUCCGGUCCAAUCUUCGCCCAACCCCAAAAGUCAAUGAGUCACCGCGCCGCGCCACUCGCAGACGAACCGCCGCAAUCCCAACCGUCAAAUUCCCUUCCUCACCGCAAGAAGAAGCGCAAGCGCAGAGCCGCUUCCUAUUCCGCCGAAGCCAGCUACGCCAAUGCUCUCCCUCAUCACGCCACUGUCGCGUGCGAUGAGAUACCUAAAUCGGAAAAGAGUGAAUCCACCGUUGGCGGCGACGCUUUCCGUUUCGGGGAGCUAAGGCAGAGAAGCGUCAACGGUCGCAAUGCUUUCGGAGACUCGGCGGUUACGGCCGUUGACGACGGUCAUGCGAAGGAGGUUAGUUCCGUUGGUGUUGCCACGUCAGCGACGGAGGAACCGUUUCAGUUUAAGCGUGUCUUGGAAUAUCAAAAUGAUUCUAUUUCGAACAAGUCACCUCUUGCAUACUUCUUGGAGAAAGUGUACCAUGGAAAUUCUGUGUGGAGCACAACAACUAUUGGGAAUGAAAAAGGACGAGAAAGAGUUUAUGACACUAUCUUCCGCUUGCCAUGGAGAUGUGAAUUGCUUAUAGAUGUUGGUUUCUUUGUCUGCUUCGAUUCGUUUCUGUCACUAUUAACGGUCAUGCCAACAAGGAUGGUGAUGACCAUUUGGAGGCUUCUGAAAACCAGGGAGUUCAAGAGGCCAUCUACAAUUGAGUUGUCAGAUUUUGGCUGUUUUCUCAUUAUGGCUUGUGGAGUCACUGUUUUGCAGCAAAUAGAUAUCAGCUUAAUAUAUCAUAUGAUCCGUGGUCAAGCAACAAUCAAAUUGUACGUGAUCUACAAUGUGUUAGAGAUAUUUGAUAAAUUAUGUCAAACUUUUAUUGGUGAUGUAUUGCAAAUGUUAUUUCAUUCAGCAGAAGAGCUUGCAAGAUGUCCCCCAGAUAAAGAAAGUACUAGAUUCUGGAUAUGGAGAUUUAUUUCUGACCAAGUUUUAGCAGUUGUUACUUCAAUUGUUCAUUCUUUUAUCUUGUUAGUUCAGGCAAUCACUUUAUCAGCCUGUAUUGUUGCUCACUACAAUGCCCUGCCUGCUUUGCUGGUGUCAAAUAAUUUUUCUGAGAUCAAAAGCUAUGUGUUUAAGGGAUAUAGUAAGGAUAAUGUUCAUAGUAUGGUUUACUCUGAUUCCAUAGAGAGAUUCCACAUCUCAGCAUUUGUCUUAUUUGUUUUGGCUCAAAAUAUUCUGGAGGCAGAAGGACCCUGGUUUGAAAGCUUUCUCAUUAACAUCCUCUUGGUUUAUCUUUUUGAAAUGGCUAUAGAUGUGAUCAAGCACUCAUUCAUUGCCAAAUUCAACAACAUUGCGCCCAUUGCAUAUUCUGAGUUUCUUGAAGUCCUAUGUAAACAGACUCUACAUAUGCAAACUGAGGGUGCAAGGAAAAAGUUGACAUUUGUCCCACUUGCUCCAGCAUGCGUGGUCAUUCGAGUUCUGACUCCGGUCUACGCUGCUAACCUUCCUUACAAUUCCCUUCCAUGGAGGCUUUCUGGGAUUCUGUUAUUUUCAGCACUAACCUACGUUAUGCUCACAAGCCUCAAAGUUCUUACUGGCAUGAUUCUACAGAAGCAUGCCAGAUGGUAUGUUAAUCGCUGUCAAAGGAGGAAGCAUCAUCUCCAUGCUGAUUAACUCGUGGAGCGCAACUAAAUUAAUGUAGUGAAGAGUGCAUGUGGAAAGAACCUGUUGAUAUAGUACUCACUUGGUGUCAUCAUCAGCGCUUGGCACACGCUUGAGUUCAACCAAUUGGUUUUUAAACUUGAUGGUGAGCCUGUACGAGUUCCUCCUUUGCAGCUAAUAGAAAAUAAUGUUCCAAAACACGAACAUUAAGUUAUUGGCUGUUCAUUAUUGAUGGCAUUCUUGUAACUUCAAGCAUCGUGGAAGCAAAUACAUUCCAAAUUUUUAUGUUGUUGUACCAUAGUUAUGCUCGUGCAAGAGUUGUUUUAAGCGUAGGCAGUAACCUCUACUACUGACUUCCCUUAAGGCUUAAGCUGUGCGAUCGAGGCUUAUGAAUGAUUUGUGUAUCUGACAUUAUCUACAUUUUCAUUCUUCCUCUUUUAUAUGCAGUUGUACACUAAGCAAAAAAAUUGUUAACGAGAAAAACGAAAAUGUCUUUUUUUACAUA